AUGUCUCUAAGGGCCCUAAACCUGCUUCUUGCUGCAGUUGCCGUGACCCAGUUCGCUGCCGCCGCGCCAUCUGAACCUACGCCAUCUGAACCCACGCUAUCUGAAACCACCAACAUCCGAUCCUUGAAGAUUGGCGAUGUCUAUCAAAUGGGUGGACUGACUUGGAGAGUCGAACCGCUCGCACUACGAACGCGCACCGUUGCUCCCUAUGGAGAAGCUGAAGUUAGCGUUCGGAACCAAGACUCUUGUCGCCAUAUCACAAUAGCCCAUACUACUGUCGCUUACUAUGUGGGCAAUAUUAUAGCUUUCUGCGAUGAUUUUACUGGAUGGGCGCACCGCACUACUGACAAAAGCAUUAUUAUGAUCGGGGAACCGAAUGGCGUUCCUCCCCCAGCUUACAGUCCUCGCUGUAACUACUACUGA
Molecule: messenger RNA, 423 nt
Organism: Trichoderma gamsii
Lineage: Eukaryota; Fungi; Ascomycota; Sordariomycetes; Hypocreales; Hypocreaceae
Exons: 4
Coding region: 1-423 (140 amino acids)
Source: RefSeq, a predicted model, not a curated record